This is a messenger RNA of Cylindrotheca closterium, 2226 nucleotides long. The record is from the annotation of a GenBank genome assembly. NCBI's taxonomy places the organism in Eukaryota, Bacillariophyta, Bacillariophyceae, Bacillariales, Bacillariaceae.
AUGAACAAGUCUUCGUCUUCUAUUCGAGAUAAAGAAGAGGCAGAAGAGCCAACUACUUUUAUAUACAGCGUUGAUGGACAACAAUCAAGAUCCGCCGGCAUGCCACAAAAUGUCACUCGAGCCCUCAUUGUUGUCGCUAAGAUGAUUGCAGAGAACGAGAACGAUGACAAUGACGAUGACGAUGAAUCAAUGAGCAAAAGCAAAAACAAAAACAAAAACGACGACCAGCAAACCACAACUUUACAAGAGUCUGCCUUUCGAAACUGCACGUCUUUGAUCAAUGUACAAUUUCAUCAUUCCUUAGCAUUGCAUACCAUUGGCACGCGCGCCUUUGACAAUUGUACCGCCUUGACUUCCAUUUCUGGGUUGCCCCCAACCUUGACAAAACUACAAGAUUCGUGCUUUGCCUGGUGCCGGUCGUUGGCGAGUAUUACACUGAACCAUGGACUUUUGGAAAUUGGCAAUGGUGCCUUUGAAGGUGCUGGUUUGACUUUGAUGAAUAUCCCAAACACGGUGGAAAUCAUUGGGGAUCGAGCCUUUGCGGGUUGCCAUUUGAUGACUACCCUGUGUUUCGAAGAAGAAGAAGAUGGCCGACUGCAAGAAAUUGGCGUGCGGGCCUUUGCCAGCUGUGCGGGACUUGCUCAAAUCAAGAUUCCUUCCGCAGUCGAGAGGCUGAAGAGUGGAGCCUUUGCUUGGUGCAACUCGUUGUGGGCGAUCCAUCUUCCACACGGCUUACGGGAAAUUAGCGACAAUCUAUUGGAACGUUGCCUCGCACUCGAACACAUUUCUUUACCAAGCACUGUGGAAACGAUUGGAAAUCGAGCCUUUGAGUAUUUUACUCAAUUGGUGGAAAUCAACCUUUCCGAAACAAUGAUAAAAGCCAUUGGCUUUCGUUCCUUUGCGCAUUGUUCCGUCUUGGAGAACAUUUGCUUUCUUUCUACCAUGGUCACGAUUGACGAAGCAGCCUUUGCCGAUUGCCGGGCCAUGCAAGAUACUCAGCUCCCAAAUGGACUCCAAUCGCUAGGAGGAUUUGCCUUUUCGGGAUGUCAGUCGUUGCAAAGUGUCUCGGUGCCUUCCUCAAUCCGAGGAAUUGAAACGGGAACCUUUCAAGGGUGUUUCUCCUUGACAGAUGUUGACUUAAAGGAAGGCCUCGAAAUUAUUGGGGACUCUGCGUUUAGCUUUUGCGAUUCACUCUCGGCCAUUAGCUUUCCACGGUCACUCAACAUGAUUGGGAGGGCAUUUCAUUGCUGUCUCAAUCUUUUGGAAGUCGAGAUUCCAACAAAUGCCGAGCUAAUCAUGACGUUUCGGCCCCCUUGCUUUUCGCAAUGUCAGUCUCUGGUCACUGUUUCGAUUCCAUCGUCGAUGGACGGAUCCAUGGCACAUGCGUUUUCCGACUGUGAAAGGCUGCAAUUGCCACCGCCGCCGCCACCACUGCAGAAAUCCUUGGAGCAUGGCGAAAAUGGCAAUGACCAUAAUGCAGUACCAAAUAAAUUGCACGACAGGUUUCAUGAGUUACCAGUGCACAAAGUUUGCUAUCACGCAUCCCAUUCAACACUUGAGGACAUGCGACAGGCAUUGGAUGAUAGUCAUGGUGGUGAUUCUACUACUACUACUACCACUACCACUAGCACCCUUCGAGAGACACUGGUGGACGCAUAUGGCAUGACCCCGUGUCACAUUGUUGCGACUUCCAGCAAGCUUCCGUUGGACAUGUUUGAACUUGUUUUGGACCGAUAUCAUCGAAAUAUCAUGUGUGUCCGUGAUUGUCACGGCAAGACCAUGAUGGAUUAUCUCAUUAUGCAUCGGUCCAACAAGGCGAUACCAUUAAUCCAGACUGCGCUGCAGAAAGCGAUUACUGGUUGCUGGACGAAUGGUUGGGGUCUAACAGAAUGGAAAUUGGACUUGCUUCAUCGUGUGGAAUCCAAAAUGUUGCCGGCGGAUUGUGAUAUCAAGAUGCGACGGGAACAACUGGAUGAAAUACUGGACAGACUGGAAUACUACAGAGAAAUGGAAGCAACGUCUAUCCUUGAGCUAGCAUUGUGGAAGAUGGCCAUGAAUAACCAACAACAAAAAUUUCAUUCUUUGUCAUCAGGACAAAAACAAUACUUUUCUCUCUUGAUGGAUCGAGCAAGCUACCGAUUGCGAUGCGGUUUAGAUGUCGUGCUUUCAAAUGUGAUGGAAUGUGUUUGGAAUCCUGAUACUCGUGAAUUCGUCUACUGGAUAUGA